ACGCCACACUCAAAACAAAAUAGGCCUAGCGCUGCAGAGCCUCUGGGGGUCGCCUGCUACUGACACCUGAAGUAAACACAAACCUUUCUUGUUUUAAAAAAUUCUCGCCAAAAGGUGGAUGAAGACCGGUCUUAUUCCGACAGUAUGUCACAAAACAAUUCAACAGACGUAAAGCGCCCCAGCAAAAUAGUUCGAUACAAAGCACCAGAAGAUGCAACUCCUGAUGACCCUACAGCUGACUACAUGAACCUGCUUGGAAUGGUCUUCAGUAUGCUGGGACUUAUGAUGAAGAUGAAAUGGUGUGCAUGGAUUGCUGUUUUCUGUUCUUUCAUUAGUUUCUCUAACACAAGAUGCACAGAGGAUGGCAAGCAGAUGUUUAGUAGUUUUAUGUUGUCCAUUUCAGCUGUUGUGAUGUCAUACCUGCAGAAUCCUCAACCUAUGACGUUACCAUGGCAAUAAGUAGAUGCUUCAGUAGCUCCGCUUCAUUAGUUUACCAAAAAAGGCAUUUUACAGCAUUUGUAAUAUAGAAAUUCGCAGAUGAAAUAAAAAUAAGAGAAAUUGGGUUCUUGAUACGUACAAUCAUCUACAAAAUAUCCGUUAGAGUGUGGUGAAGGAACUUGCACUUUAAAAUCCUGGGCGGAUCCAUAACCAAAUUGUCACGAUUGUUGGGGGAAGGGGGGGGGGGGCUGGAGACUUGACCUCAUUUGAUGAUAGGGGGCGCUCUUUUGCCCCUUUUAAUUAUUACAGGGAAGGGGAUGAGAAGCAUCGAUUUGAAAAAACAGUCAUCUCCACUCCUCUUCUAGUUUAAUGACCCCCCCCCCCCAAAAAAAAACAAAAUUGACACUUCGGUUUUGUAAGGGGGGGGGGGGGCAUAUAUUGAACUUGUUGACCCUCCCCAUCUGCCUUUGUGUAAAAAACAAAUGUGUUGGAGGGGGGGGGGGGAGUCUCUCACAAGUGACAGCCGGGGCGUGCCCCCACCGCACCCCCUGGAUCUUCCACUGAGUAACAGUAACAGUAGUAGUACCAAGCCCCUUCAAAGUUUUCAGAUGCUUUUUACGCAUUCUGCUUGGCUAAAGUUUAACAUGAAAUAAAUAGUUUAAAAUCUUAAUAAAAAAAAAAUAAAAAUAAAUUGCAAGUACCCCCUCUCCCCCCAAAUAACUCCAAUUCUACUAAUCUGUGUUGCAAUCGAUCUGAGGAUUGUGAAUGCACUAAGUACUGCCGUUUCAGCAUCUAUAAGAUGAAUGGCAUUUUUGAAAAGUACAUUUACAGUUGCAUUGCAAUAACAAAAACAAAAUUUACAAACAAAAACACAUAAAUAAUAAAAAAGAUUGUUUAAUACCUGUUAACAUUUAAUUUGAAAUGAGAACCAUCAAAUGAUAUCCAAUUAUUGUUUUUACUAGUGUGGUAUUUGCAUCUUGCUUUCACAUCCUAGAAACGGUUAUUGAAUAAAAUGUCAUAAUUUAAUAUAAA
Patiria miniata (bat star) is the source of this 1470-nucleotide messenger RNA. RefSeq names its product protein Asterix-like (gene wdr83os). Gene Ontology annotation, molecular function: protein folding chaperone. Gene Ontology annotation, biological process: protein insertion into ER membrane. The transcript is spliced from 4 exons. The coding region runs from base 145 to 459 and encodes 104 amino acids. Gene Ontology annotation, cellular component: endoplasmic reticulum membrane. Lineage: Eukaryota; Metazoa; Echinodermata; Asteroidea; Valvatida; Asterinidae. The record is from RefSeq and is a predicted model, not a curated record.